AUGGCGUAUCUAAUUCUCUACGUCUACGACAUUAUUUUGACUGCAUCAACUUCAGCUCUACGGGAUAUGAUUAUCACGGUCCUCAAAGCAGAGUUUCCCAUGACUGAUCUCGGCUGCAUUCAUUCGUUUCUUGGAGUCUCAUCAAAAUUUAAUGAACAAGGCCUCUUUCUUUUGCAAGCUCGCUAUGCAGAAGAAAUCAUCGAACGCGCCAACAUGAGCCACUGUAAACCGUGCACAACCCCAGUCGACUUGAAGUCUAAGCUAGCUGAAGAUGGUGGCAAACCAGUUAAGAGAGCAACCGAGUACCGAAGCCUAGGAGGGGCGCUUCAAUACCUAACCUUUACUCGACCUGACAUCUCUUACACAGUCCAACAGGUUUGCUUGUUCAUGCACGAUCCACACGAACUCCAUCUUCAAGCUCUGAAACGUGUGAUACGUUACCUACAAGGAACUAAAACCAUGGGACUGCAACUUCUGAAGAAACAAAAGAUGGCUCUCACGGCAUACACGGAUGCGGAUUGGGCAGGGUGUCCCUCAACAAGACACUCAACCUCCGGCUACUGCAUCUACAUGGGUGAUAACUUGGUGUCCUGGUCUGCGAAACGUCAGCCCACGGUGUCGCGAUCAAGCGCAGAAGCGGAAUAUAAAGGCGUUGCCAAUGUGGUAGCUGAAGCUUGCUGCCUACAGAAUUUCUUACUUGAGAUGGGAAUACCUCUUACACAAGCCACCGUCGUAUAUUGCGACAAUGUGAGUGCUGUCUAUCUCUCUACAAACCCUGUCCAGCACCAACGGACUAAGCACAUAGAGAUUGAUAUACACUUCGUGCGCGAGAAGGUCCAUAUGGGAGAGGUACGCGUCUUUCACAUUCCAUCUACACUGCAAUACGCCGACAUCUUCACAAAAGGUCUUCCCACUUCGUUAUUCACAAGCUUCAGGUCCAGUCUUGGCGUGCGAAAACCCACGCUCCAAUUCCGGGAGGGUAUUAGAUAA
Molecule: messenger RNA, 990 nt
Organism: Brassica napus (rape)
Lineage: Eukaryota; Viridiplantae; Streptophyta; Magnoliopsida; Brassicales; Brassicaceae
Exons: 1
Coding region: 1-990 (329 amino acids)
Source: RefSeq, a predicted model, not a curated record